Molecule: messenger RNA, 966 nt
Organism: Dicrocoelium dendriticum
Lineage: Eukaryota; Metazoa; Platyhelminthes; Trematoda; Plagiorchiida; Dicrocoeliidae
Source: the annotation of a GenBank genome assembly
AUGAAUCUAGUAAGGUUGAAUCCUACAAUUAUUGGACCAGAGCAACGAUCGUUUCUAAUCCGAAAUCUAGACGCAUGGACCAACUACACCAUUUAUCUAGCUGCUGAAAAUUGUCGGGGCGAGGGGAUUCGCUCCCAACCUAUUCACAUCUUUGCUGAACCCCCAAACAAUGUCGCAAAGCUGUUCUCUUCCUCCACCCAUUCUGGUACUAUUCAGCAGUUGGUACAUCGGCAGAUAAUUUAUGAUGGUCGUGAGGCGAUGACUGAAGCUCCUUUGCUUCCUUACUUUGAUGCAGCUAACGUGAUGAUGCGCGCUUCUGAAUCACCCGAGGAAGAAAGCCUGACUCGUGAACCGUGGUUUAUUAUUGCGGUGAUCGCCUUCGUUCUUUUGUGGAUCUUGAUUGUGCUUGGUUUGGUCUUAUGCGGUCGCUAUCGGAGCCGAAGUCAACGACGUCGACUGGAUAUUGGAGACACAGAUGUGACUACCAAGAACGGACGACUGGUAUCAGCAACGGAUCUUUAUCCCAUUCACUCUUGGCCGCCAUCAACUCUCCCACAAGAGGCUCAUCCGCUGGUUUCGAAUUUCGAUUCUAACGUAUACUCUGACAAAUCUAUGAUUGGAAAUGGCUAUCCAUCUCUAAUGGUUCAAUCCAAUGGGUUGCUUCCUCCCAUUACGUUCGGUCCGCAGUCGAUAGGUGGUAAUGGAGGCACACAAGCAACAGUCGUCACGGGAUAUCCCUACAAUCCGCAACAUUCCAUUGGGCCGCAGGGUACCGCUUACGUCACUUCGGGGAAUAUUUCUGUUAAUGGUCCCCACGGUGGCUUGUCGUCUCUUGCUAUUCUUCCUGCGCAUACUAACCGAGAUUUACUCACACCUGCACUUAUUCGUAUACUCUACAUCAAAUUGUUGCUUUUACUUGAAAAUUUUUUGAAUUCGCUCAUUCACAUGUUGACUAUUAUUUUUUAG